CACAUUAUAUAUUUAAUUCUUGUGCAAAACGAGAGUGUAUUCAUGGUCAUUUUCGAUCUCCAGUACGGACGAGGGCAGCAAAAGACUAAAUUUACCCCGCCAACUGUCAAACACGAGGGACACGAAGAAAGAAACCGGGGACGCGCACUCGGGGACGCGCUUUGACACUAAAUCCGCUACAUUACUGAACCUUUACCAUGCCACGGACCAGAUGACUGUUUUGGUCCCGUUAUACGCUUUAAAACCUGCUGAUCAAGGAAUAUCGUCUCGUUUUUAUCCACCAAAACGGACUAUACUCUUUCGUGGAAUUGAUCUGUUUUUAAGGACGUUUUCUUAUGUUCUUUUUGUUUAGGAAAAGCCCCGCGGGGUUGUCGGGCCAGUUGUAGGACGCCAGGAGUUGGGAGAACAGCGAGCUUUAAGCGUUACUUUGCAUUAAAAUAAAAGUCGAAGUGGGAGAUUUUCUAUUGUUUUUUGGCAUAUCUAGGUUAACCUCAGAUGUUUAGGGGUUAACAAUGAGUAUUUUUUGCGGAUUGUGCUUUCUACGAAGUGGUCCGAGACUUGUUAAAGGCUAAGCUAGUUUUUAUUUUGUUUAGUCGCACAACGGGUGAGCGCAAACCAUUUUAGUGACUGACUAGUUUUUAACCAAUUUGACUGCUUUUGUUACCUCAGUGGUUGGAUGACUCAUUAUUCAGGAUGUCAUUCUUUAAUUUCCGUAAAAUAUUUAAAUUGGGGGCUGACAAAAAGAAGAAACAGUAUGAGAACGUGCGCAGGGAUGAGAACCCGGAGGAGACCUGGGAGAUCAUUGGAGAAUUGGGAGAUGGAGCCUUUGGGAAAGUCUUCAAGGCUCAAAAUAAGCAGACUGGCAUUCUGGCUGCAGCCAAAGUCAUUGACACCAAAAGCGAGGAAGAGCUGGAGGACUACAUGGUGGAAAUUGACAUCCUGGCAUCCUGUGACCACGACAACAUUGUCAAACUGCUGGACGCUUUCUACUACGAGAGCAAACUCUGGAUUCUCAUCGAGUUCUGCGCAGGAGGGGCUGUCGAUGCUGUCAUGCUAGAGCUGGAGAGACCCCUCACCGAGCCCCAGAUCCGAGUAGUUUGUAAACAGACACUGGAGGCACUGGUUUACCUCCACGAAAACAAGAUCAUUCACAGAGACCUGAAGGCUGGGAACAUCCUCUUCACCAUGGACGGGCAGGUCAAACUGGCUGACUUUGGAGUGUCUGCCAAAAACACCAAAACACUGCAGAGAAGAGAUUCCUUCAUAGGAACGCCUUACUGGAUGGCUCCAGAGGUGGUGAUGUGUGAGACUUCUAAGGACCGUCCAUAUGACUAUAAGGCAGAUAUCUGGUCUCUGGGCGUGACCCUGAUUGAACUGGCCCAGGUCGAGCCCCCAAACCAUGAGAUGAAUCCCAUGAGAGUUCUGUUGAAGAUUGCCAAAGCAGACCCUCCUACCCUCAUGCAGCCCUCCAGAUGGUCCCCAGAGUUCAGUGAUUUUCUGCGGCGAUGUCUUGACAAGAAUGUGGACAACAGGUGGAACGCUGCACAGCUUUUACAGCAUUCGUUUGUGUCGAGUGUGCUGGAUAAUAAGCCACUUCGGGAGCUGAUCGCUGAAGCCAAGGCCGAGGUCACUGAGGAGAUCGAAGAGCACAAAGAGGAGGAAGAGGAGGAGGAGCCGGAGCCACGGCUCGGCCACAAACGCGCUCCAUCGGAUGUCAGUGUUGCCAGUUCAGAGGAUGAGAAGAUCCCUCUAUCUCCCACCAGUUUGGAGUCUGUCCCGGAGAACAUGGAGCCUCUUAGCCCCAUCACCCCCAUCACUCCCCUCACUCCUGUCACCCCUCUUACCCCCCUACCUACUCAUGCUGCCCUAUCUGUGGCCAACCAUGUGGACGAGCCUGGAUCCCCUGUGGCAGUGGAGCAGAAGGAAGAAGUUACAGGAGCUCCAAUGGAAGAGGUAGAGGAAGCAAUGGAAGUAACACCUACAGAAGCAGAGGAGGACAUUGCAAAGACAGAACCUGACGCUCCUGCAAAAGAAAUGGAAGAAUUGGAGUUAACUGUAGAUGAUGAGAAGGAGGUGGACACUGCGGAGGCUCUAGAGACCACAACGGACAGUUCAGAGGCAAUUCAAACGCCACAGGAAGACAAGAUGGAAGCCAUGCAAGAGCCAAUAUCACCAACAGAGGUAGAAGAAGAAGAAGAGGAGGAGCGGUACAAACAUCUGAAAGUUACCGUCACGCUGCCAGAACAAGUUGCUUCAAACAAAGAGAAUGGAGAGAAGGCGGCUGAGAAGGAGGAGGCUAAAAAUGAAAAGGAGUCCACAGCGGAUAAUAGCAGUGUUGACCUUAACCUGUCCAUUUCAAGCUUUCUGUCCAAAACUAAAGACCCAGCGUCAGUUUCUAUACAGGAGACAAGACGUCAGAGGAAGACACUAAAGAAAACUCGUAAGUUCAUGGUGGAUGGAGUUGAAGUUAGCGUCACCACCUCAAAGAUCGUCACAGACAACGACACAAAGAACGAGGAGAUGAGAUUCCUUAGGCGUCAGGAGCUGAGGGAGCUGCGUCUGCUGCAGAAAGAGGAGCAAAGAGCCCAACAGCAGCUCAGCAACAAACUCCAGCAACAAAAGGAGCAGAUCUACAGACGAUUUGAGCAAGAAACAACAGGUAAGAAGCGUCAGUACGACCAGGAGGUGGAGAACCUGGAGAGGCAGCAGAAGCAAACGAUUGAGAGACUGGAGCAGGAGCACACUACACGACUGAGGGACGAAGCCAAACGCAUCAAAGCCGAGCAGGACAAAGAGCUGUCCAAGUAUCAGAGCAUGCUCAAGAACCGCAAGAAGGAGGAGCAAGAGUUUCUCCAGAAGCAGCAGCAGGAUCUGGACAGUGCUCUGAAGAAGAUCAUUCAACAGCACAAACAUGAGCUGGCUACAAUCGAGAGGGACUGUCUUAACCACAAACAGCAACUACUCCGAGCCAGAGAAGCUGCCAUGUGGGAGCUGGAAGAGCGCCACCUGCAGGAGAAGCACCAGUUGUUCAAACAGCAGCUCAAAGACCAGUACUUCAUGCAGAGACACCAACUGCUCAAGAGACAUGAGAAGGAGAUGGAGCAGAUGCAGCGUUAUAACCAGCGUCUGAUCGAGGAGUUGAAGAACAAACAGACCCAGGAGAGAACCCGCCUCCCAAAGAUCCAACGCAGUGAGGCCAAGACACGCAUGGCCAUGUUCAAGAAGAGCCUACGUAUCACUGCAGCCACCAUCACCGCUGAGCAAGAGAGGGAGCGUGUCAAACAGUUUGCAGCUCAGGAGGAGAAGCGUCAGAAGAACGAGCGUCUGCAGCAACAGCAGAAACAUGAGAACCAGAUGAGAGACCUGCAGCUCCAGUGUGACGCCAACGUCAGGGAGCUACAGCAGCUACAGAAUGAGAAGUGCCACCUGCUGAUCGAACAUGAGACACAAAAGCUGAAGGAGUUAGACGAAGAGCACAGUCUAGAGCUGAAGGAGUGGAGAGAGAAGCUACGGCCCAGGAAGAAGGCCCUGGAGGAGGAGUUUGCUCGGAAGUUGCAGGAGCAGGAAGUGUUUUUCAAAAUGAGCGGAGAGUCCGAGUGCCUUAACCCCUCCACACAGAGCCGCAUCUCCAAAUUCUACCCCAUCCCCAGUGUCCACUCCUCUGGGUCAUAACUGAAACCUCAAUAAUAUUACAUAUGUAUACCCUCAAAUACAAAAACACUCAUGGUUUGGACUGUAAAACGGUGCCUGUAUUGCCUUAAUCUAUGGACUAAUGAUACAGUAGUGAAGUAAGUAAAGGUAUCCAGCUCAUUUUUACUUGUAUUCAAUUUUGUAAUAUAAUUUUUAGAGCAAUGCCACUAAAAUGAAGAUCGUCUUUUCUUAUCUUUAUACAUUUUGAAUUUAAAACAAAAAUCCAGUGCCUGAUCUGACACAGUUUUAAAAUAUCUAAUUUGCUGCUUAAUUGCUUUCAUUCAGAAUUCUGGAAAUAACAGAAAAAAGACUACCAUUGAUUUGUAGUUGAAUAUUUAAUAGAAUGUAAACUUUUUAUUGAAGGAAUGCUGACAUUUAUAUGGAUAAUAGUAGUGUAUACGGUGCUAGAUUUUAGGUUUAAAAAAAAAGUUAAUUUGUGACUUGUGCAACUUAUAUCUUCAGGGCUUAUUGAGUCAGCAUUUUUAAAUAGAUUAGAACAACUCCAAUUUCAAAAAGACCAUUGUUACAAGAUAGCAGAUUGUGAAAAUGAGAUACAUUUUAAAGCAAACCUUAGUAUCAUUUCUCUAACUUGGGACAAGGAAAGGCAACAUAAUGCUGAGAACUAUGUUACAAAAAUAGGCUUAGAAAUGUAGAAAAAAUAUAUGGUUUUGUAUGCACUAGUAGCCAUCCCCUCAUCCUUUCUGUUUGAAUGAACUUCUGUCAUCUCAGAUGAUAGCAUUUAGUACUCAGUUUUAUAGUUUAGGGAAAAAAGUGUAGGCUGUAACAUAUUAUUAAAUUUAAAUAUUAUUUGAUUCAAAAGAAACUUAUUCAUCUAAUCUCACUUAUACAACCUGCCAUUGUGUUUAUAUUUUGCAGUGUCACUUUUUUUUUUAUUGGAGUUGUUGUUCUCAUCACUUGCUGUCUGAAGUUAAUGAAGUGUUUACAUUAAGAGAUCUAGAAGGAUCUGUUAAUUGGACACAAAGGAAAUCACUGAGAGGCCAAAACAAAUUCUGGCAAAGCAUUUGAACAAUAGUUAUAUAUAAAUGUGUUCUCUUUGUAUUAAAUCUUCUUAUGAAGAAGAAGACAGGAUUAAAUGUUCCAAAUUAUUUACAGAAAAAUGACUGCAGUGAAUAUACAGUCUUUUUUUAAGAUGCCUUCUCAGUUUUGUAAUGUUCAUAAACAAGCUAUGCCUGUGUGGCUUUGUCAGCUAUUUGUAUUGUUUUAAUUUUAACAUGUUUUAGAUAAGAGCCUCAAAACUGGCUUUUUGGAUUACUGUGCUCUGUGGAUAGACCUGCCAAAAAAACCUUUGUUUACUGAGAUAAUGAAGCACAACCUACAAUACUCAUUAACUGUAUUGACAGAAGAAUUACCAUGACAUUUUAUUAAAGUAUUUUUAUUUGGGUUCAUGAAAUGAUGUAAACUCACAUGGAAAACCAUGGACCUGACUGGUUUAGGCCAUGUUCACAUGUCUUAUUCCCUUCCUCUGUUUCACAUUUGUUUUGUACAAAAGUCUGUUACAUGAAGCAGUGCUGUGCACAAGUGAUACUUUUAGUGGUGUUUAAAUGAAGUGAUUCACUCCAGCGCCUGUGCUGUAGCUUAUUUUACUGUCAGUUUUAGCAGCUCCUGAUCAUUUAUUGUAAUGCUGAUUGAGUAAAAUGCACAAAAUUAAUUUGAAAUUGUUAUUAAAAUGUAAAAUUUUAGAACAAUUGUAUUAGUUAGGUGAUUUUCUCAUUUGGAUGUAAAUAAACAAUUUGUUCUAUUCG
Messenger RNA from Periophthalmus magnuspinnatus, 5453 nucleotides. It is a transcript of the gene slkb, whose product is annotated as STE20-like kinase b. Gene Ontology annotation, molecular function: ATP binding; protein binding; protein serine/threonine kinase activity. Gene Ontology annotation, biological process: protein phosphorylation. NCBI's taxonomy places the organism in Eukaryota, Metazoa, Chordata, Actinopteri, Gobiiformes, Gobiidae. Bases 694 to 3672 code for a protein of 992 amino acids. The transcript has 18 exons. The record is from RefSeq and is a predicted model, not a curated record.